Messenger RNA from Pogoniulus pusillus (Red-fronted tinkerbird), 2318 nucleotides. RefSeq names its product glycosyltransferase 8 domain containing 2 (gene GLT8D2). Gene Ontology annotation, cellular component: Golgi apparatus. The record is from RefSeq and is a predicted model, not a curated record. NCBI's taxonomy places the organism in Eukaryota, Metazoa, Chordata, Aves, Piciformes, Lybiidae. Gene Ontology annotation, molecular function: glycosyltransferase activity. The transcript is spliced from 10 exons. The coding region runs from base 1228 to 2280 and encodes 350 amino acids.
GGUGGAUUUGAUGAGGUUAAUAUAGAAAAGUAAUAGUUGGGGGCAUUUACAUGAAGCAUGCAACUAUGUGUGUAGCUCUUCAUUUAUUUUUCCCUUUGAGUAGAUCUGCAGAAGAUGGAUUUCUGUACAAAAUCAGAUCAUACAGUUUUGGCAUAUUUGAGACCAUAUAGAGAGUCCAAAGUGCAUGCUUUUAGUUCUUGCAAAUGGAACAACAAUCUUCAUUUCAGAGACUUCAGAUUUUUAAAGCCUUGACUUGAAUACUCCUCUUAAGCUUUGUGCUGCUUUAUGCUAAAAAUAUGAAAAAAUGGUUUAGAAUUUAAGAUGGUGGUGAUGAUGAUGAUGAUGAUUCCUUUCAGUACUUGUGCAAGUCUAGUGACAAAACUGUGUCACAAGAAGGGAGUGAUAGAAUUUGAGUAAAAGAAGUACUGUGGGAGCUUAGGAGACAGGUUAUCAACUUGUACUGCUUGCCUUGAUUUAAGAGUCCUUUGAAUCUAAACAUUACCUGUGGAUUCAGAUUAUCUGAACUACUCGAAGAUUCAGAAAUGAGAUGAUGCAAGUCAAAAUGUAUGCUCAGAGUUGAAUUUUGUGAGUUUCCCUUUGCAUUUAUUUGACUGGCAAAGACUCUGCAAACAGACAUUGGAAAAAAUCUUGUCUCUUAGGUUGACAUUGACACGUUGUUAUUUGGCUCUUGCACACUACUUACCUGUUCACAUUUACCAUAAAUAACGACUAGAAACCUAAUUUACAAGUGAACUGUUGAAGUAACUUCUGGAAGGGCUUGUUUCCUUCUCUUGCCUCCACCCCCUUCAGACUUUUUGUCUUAUGGGAUUUGUUUGCAGUCUGCUAGCUGAAGCUCUGAGGCAAGUUUGCCUCUGGAGCUGCAUCAUCAUUCUGCACAUCUGGAAGUGGUUUAUGGGCUCUCAUUCCUCCAGUGCGGCGUCUGGACUCUGUGCUAUUCCUGAGCAGCAGCAGAAAACCAGCACAACUCCAAAGUAAACUUCGAAGAGUUUGCAAAAGGAAUUAAAUCUUAAAACCAUUACUGUGCCCUGCAAGGUCCUUGUGCAAGAGACUUCAAAGGAGGAUGAUGGUCAAGGAAGCUUUGGCAAGAGUACUUACAGCUGUGGGCUAUCUAGGAUCUGAGUAAAUAGCUCUACAGCUCUUCAGGAGAGAGGAGUCCCGAAUACUGUGCUGCUUUGAAGAGGCCACAGUUCUCAUCCAAAAGGACACAUGGGUCUUUUAAAGAAAAUUAACCAGAUCUUGCUGUUACUUCUUGUCUUAACUGUGUGUGCCAUUCUCUAUAACAAAGUGCACCAAAUGCCAUCUGCCCUGAAGAAUGAAACAGUCGAUUUGGAGAGUCCCGAGGAAACAGAAGAAGAAAUCCCAGUCGUAGUCUGCGCUGCUGCAGGCAGAAUGGGUGCAACUGUAGCAGCAAUCAGUAGCAUCUACAGCAACACAGAGGCUAAUGUUUUGUUCUACAUAGUUGGGCUGAAGACUACAAUCCCACACAUUCGGAAAUGGAUUGAAAAUUCUAAACUGAAAGAAAUAAAAUUUAAGGUUGUGGAAUUCAAUCCUAUGGUACUAAAAGGAAAAAUCAGACAAGAUGCAUCACGUCCUGAGCUACUGCAGCCUCUGAACUUCGUUCGAUUUUAUCUUCCUUUGCUUAUCCAGAAACAUGAGAAAGUAAUAUAUUUGGAUGAUGAUAUCAUUGUUCAAGGUGAUAUCCAGGAACUGUAUGAUACUAAGUUGGCUCCUGGACAUGCUGCAGCUUUCUCAGAUGAUUGUGAUCUGCCUUCUACUCAUGAAAUUGUUAGAAGUGUCGGGAUGCAGAACACAUACAUGGGGUUCCUGGACUACAGAAAGCAAGCAAUUAGAGAUCUUGGCAUCAGCCCCAGCACCUGCUCCUUUAAUCCUGGAGUAAUUGUUGCUAACAUGACUGAAUGGAAACAUCAACGGAUUACAAAGCAGUUGGAAAAGUGGAUGCAAAGAAAUGUGGAAGAAAACCUCUACAGCAGCACACUUGGGGGAGGUGUGGCAACCUCUCCAAUGCUGAUAGUAUUUCAUGGAAAGUAUUCUGCUAUUAAUCCUAUGUGGCACAUAAGGCAUCUUGGUUGGAGUCCUGAUACCCGUUACUCAGAGCAUUUUCUUCAAGAAGCUAAAUUACUCCAUUGGAAUGGGAGAUACAAACCUUGGGACUAUCCCAGUGUUCACACUGACCUCUGGGAAAACUGGUUUAUUCCUGACCCCUCAGGGAAGUUCAAAUUAACACGUCCUGAUAGCUGAUACCAAAACCACUUAAAUGCAUCCACACACUGCAUUGU